AUGUGCGGAGGAGCUGUCAUUGCCGAUUACAUAGCGCCGUCGCGAACCGGCAGAUUGACAUCCGAAGAAUUGUGGACCGAUCAUGGGAAGAGCGUGAGAACUGGGAAAUCUUCAUGGAGACAACACGACGUCGUUGACUUGACGACAAUCGACGAUUUCGAGAGAUAUUCCGAUGAAUUCGAGCCGGAGAUAGAUGAAAUCGGCGGAUUUUCUACGGCGAAGCCGUUGAUCUUCUCCGCGACUCGAAAACCUGCAGGUGAGAGUUACGCGGAUUCGAAUAUUUCAGGGAUCAGGAGACGGCCAUGGGGAAGAUGGGCGGCUGAGAUUCGUGACCCGAUCAAAGGAGUUCGAGUGUGGCUCGGGACUUUCGACAGUGCGGAAGAAGCUGCAAGAGCUUAUGAUGUUGAAGCUAAAAGAAUCAGAGGAGCCAAAGCUAAGCUCAAUUUCCCAAACCAGUCUUCAACAUUCUCUAGAAAGCGCAAAGCCGCCGCCGAGUCUAUGACUGUGCAACAUCAGGUAGAAGAGAAAGCUGAAGCUGAUCUUGGAUUGGAAAUGGAGCUUCUAGCUUUCGAGAACCAGACCGAGUGUUUCUUCCAGAUGCCCUUCAUGGAGACAAAUUGUGAUCCCUCGGAGUCUCUUAACAGUCUCUUAGAUGGAGGCAGUGAGAUUGAUCUUUGGUCCUGA
Molecule: messenger RNA, 684 nt
Organism: Arabis nemorensis
Lineage: Eukaryota; Viridiplantae; Streptophyta; Magnoliopsida; Brassicales; Brassicaceae
Source: the annotation of a GenBank genome assembly